GUACCAUUUUUUUACACAGCUCAAUGUGGUCGUUACAGAAGACAACAUUUUUACAAUCUUCACCCAAAGCUUGCAUGGAAAUAAUUUGAGGUAUUCUCGACCAUGCAGUCGUUCGGCUGGUUGAAUUUUCAUCUGGCAAGUACGGCGUCCUUUUCGGUAAUAUUCGCUUAUUUCGUUUUCUUUUCACUCCUUACACUCGACAGCGGCCGGGCAGAACAUUGCAUGCCUUGCCCUAAGCGCUGGGUAGCAUUCGACGGAGAUUGCUACCGACUGGUCACUGAAAAGUUGCCCUGGGUUGAAGCUGAAAAGUACUGUCGGGAAUUGUCCAACUCUGAUUGGUUUCCAGCGCACCUUGUGUCCAUCAACAGCUUAGAAGAACAGCAGUUUAUAGUGGAGCUUUUGAAAGCUUCUUAUCCAUUGGAAGAAUUGCCCUCUGUCAAGGCCUGGCUCGGAUACAACGAUAUGGAGAGGGAGACGCGCUUCGUGUGGAGUGCCGGCUCUGGUGCCAACUUCACGCGAUGGGCAAGCGAUCAGCCUGACAACGGAAGAGGGAAAGGCCAAGACUGUGUUGCUAUAGGACAAGAAUACAAUUGGAAAUGGGAUGAUAUGACCUGCAGGUUCGGUCGUCAUUUCAUUUGUGAACUAAAAAUGCUGAAUGGUCGUAAGUAGAAAGAUCGUUCCAUGUAUCUGCAUUUGGCCCUUUGACAUGGCGAACGAAAUAGGAGGCCGCAAAUUUUGAAGUGGGUUAGUUUGUGUAAAUUACACUGCCAAAUAUCGCUAAUCAGUCUGCACUCUUAAAGGUUAUUUGAGCUACAUAUUUAAAGUGGUACAAAGACAUUGACUUGAGCGGGGUUUGAACCUGCGACCU
Messenger RNA from Patiria miniata (bat star), 868 nucleotides. RefSeq names its product echinoidin-like. Gene Ontology annotation, molecular function: signaling receptor activity. NCBI's taxonomy places the organism in Eukaryota, Metazoa, Echinodermata, Asteroidea, Valvatida, Asterinidae. The record is from RefSeq and is a predicted model, not a curated record. The transcript has a single exon. Bases 103 to 669 code for a protein of 188 amino acids.